This is a messenger RNA of Myotis lucifugus (little brown bat), 1848 nucleotides long. RefSeq names its product transforming growth factor beta regulator 4 (gene FASTKD4). NCBI's taxonomy places the organism in Eukaryota, Metazoa, Chordata, Mammalia, Chiroptera, Vespertilionidae. Gene Ontology annotation, cellular component: ribonucleoprotein granule; mitochondrial matrix. Gene Ontology annotation, biological process: mitochondrial RNA processing; regulation of mitochondrial mRNA stability. The record is from RefSeq and is a predicted model, not a curated record. Gene Ontology annotation, molecular function: RNA binding.
AUGGCAGCUCGCCUGGUGAAGCGAUGCCAGUGCCUCCUGAGAGAGUCUGCUCAUCUAGCCCCUGCUGGGCUUCCAGCUGGCCAACUGAGACUGGCUAGGGUAGCCCAUAAGACUCUAACUUCCUCAGCUACCUCACCCAUUUACCACUUCCCAGCUUCCUUGUCACAGCGCCUGGAGAAGGAACAAGCGUUUACCCCCUCCCCAGAGUGCCAGGAGGUGAACGAGCUCAUCAAGAAGGGCACGAGGCCAGAGGAGCUCCUGGAGCUGCUUGGUGGUAGCCAUUGCCUGCACUAGAGCCAUGCGGCCCUUGUGCUCAUCAAGCUCUCUCAGCUGCUCUCUGAGAAGUCAGAGGACAAACCUAGCUCGCUCAUACAGGAUGCCUGCUUUCAGCAACUUCUCCAACUUAUCAACAGUCAGAUAACCGUGGUCUGGCAUGGGACCCUUCUGAAGCUGCUCUGGAGCUUCUAUGCACUGGCACUCCCUGCAGCCUCCAAGGAGCUGCUGUCAGUGGAACAGGAGGUACACUGUCAUGUGCACAGACUCAAGUACAAGCACCUGGCCUUACUGGCAGAGUUCAGCACCGCCUACAUGUAGGAGUAGGGCUCCUAGGAGCUGCUGGCCGAGCUGUUCCUGAACCUGGAGUAGUGCUGGGCAGAAAUCGAGGAUGGCCGCACGCUGGUAGCCCUCAUGAUGAAGACAGGGUCAUUGAUGAACAAUCUGGAGGACAAGUGCCUGGAUCUGGUAGAGCAGUUCGGCCCUGACGAGCUGGUGGCGCUGGCAGCUCAGAACCAGCUCGUGCCCUUGCUGCGGGCCAUCUCCUUCCCUGUCCAGAAGCCCUUCCCCCUGAUCAAAGGCGUCCUCCUGGACCUGGCCUUUGCCUAUGGCAAACUUGAAUUCCACCAGACCCAGGUGUUCCAGUGCCUGGCCGCUGAACUGCUGCCCCACAUGCCCAGCCUCACGUCCGGCGAGGUGGCCAGAUGCACCAAGUCCUUCGCCAUCCUCAAGUGGUUCAACCUGCCCCUCUUUGAGGCCUUUGCCCAGCACAUCCUGAGCAGAGCCCAGAGCAUCCCCAUGCCAGACCUCUGCAACAUGCUUCUGGCCUUCUCCUGCCUGAACUUCCAUCCAGAGCGCCUGGUGCAUGAGAAGCUGGGGUAUCAGCAGGCAGACCUGGACCUGGACCUGCAGGUGGACAUGCUGUGGGCACUGUGUGUGCUGCAGCAGGCCAGUCCUUCAGAGCUCCAGGCCGUGCUCCACCCCAAGUUGCCCACCCAGUUCCGAGGUGAUGGGUCCCCAAAGGGUCAGAGCACCUUUCAGAAGCUGCUCCACCUCAAUGCCACUGGUCAGCUAGAGCACCCUGAGUACAUGGGCCCCCUGCUGCUGGCCUCGGCCUUGGUCCCCAGGCCCCCAGCCCCUGACAGGAAGGUGAUGUCUCUGCAGAAAUAGCUGCAUGAGACCCUGAAGGGGCUGCUGGGGGUCACUAAGGGCCACUUUACCAUGGCUAUGCAAUAUGGCUGGGUUCUUGACACUGAGGUAGUGCUGGACACUAAAGGCCAGUUUCUGCCCCUGCAAGACUUUGUGGUCCCACAUCUCACCCCACACUCCGGCAGCCAGCUGCUGGCCACCAAGGCCAAUAGGCUGUCCUUCCUGCACUGGGAGUUCCCUAACUUCAAUAGCCAGAGCAAAGACUUGCUGGGGCGUUUUGUGCUUGUCCAGUACCAUGUGCUGGCCACUGGAUUCCUGGUGGUGGACAUCCCAUACAAGUGGCUGGAGCUCAGGUCUGAGUUGCAGAAGGGCGCCUACCUCAAGGACAAGAUGUGCAAGUUGGUGGCAGAGGAACUGGCAAAGUGA